GCAUCAUUGCUGCUCAUAUUUGCCAAGAGCCUGCCAUUUUGUAAGAUAGAAGGGAGAUAAAAAAUAGUUUUAUGGUGUUAAAAUUUUACAAAAACGUCGUUGCCAUUUGUGUUAGGGCCCAAAACAAAUGUUUAAAUGGACGCAUCGUCCAUUAUAACUCAGGUGUCACGGGAUGACGAACAAUUAAACAAUUAUGGAUCCGACAGAGGGUCAUCCCCUGGCGGGCAGCAUAAUGAGGGUGAUGGGACACCAGUGUCAGGGUCUACUCCUUUGGGGAGUAAGAAGUCGAGUGGGAGCGGUGGUUUCCUGCGAUCGCUGUUGUGUUGCUGGCGCGGCGGCCGAGGCAAGGGCCCUCCCGGCGGGAAUGGCACGAAUAGCAUCGACGGCAGGGCUUCCCCUCCGCUCCUGGUUAUGCACGACCAUGCCCCCAGACCCUUGUUGCCACCAGUGAGACAUCAGGAUAUGCAUAAAAAGUGUAUGGUCAUAGACCUCGAUGAAACAUUAGUGCACAGCUCCUUCAAGCCCAUAAACAACGCAGACUUCGUGGUGCCGGUAGAGAUAGACGGCGCGGUGCACCAGGUGUACGUGUUGAAACGGCCGCACGUGGACGAGUUCCUGCGGCGCUGUGGUGAACUGUACGAGUGCGUACUGUUCACCGCCUCGCUUGCCAAGUACGCCGACCCCGUGGCUGACCUGCUGGACAGAUGGGGCGUGUUCCGCGCGCGGUUGUUCCGCGACAGCUGCGUGUUCCACCGCGGCAACUACGUGAAGGACCUCAACAGCCUCGGCCGCGACCUCCGACGCGUCGUCAUUGUCGACAAUUCGCCAGCUUCGUACAUAUUCCACCCGGACAAUGCUGUACCUGUCGCGUCAUGGUUCGACGACAUGACAGAUUCAGAACUAUUGGACUUGAUACCGUUUUUCGAGAAACUAAGCAAGGUGGACAGUGUAUACACAGUGUUGCGCAACUCCAACCACCCGUACAACCCGACACAGAACAGCUCGCCGGCCACAUAGCCGCGGCCCCCGCCCCCCGCGCCGCUGCGGGCCGCGCACAGCGCUCGCGAGCGCGCACGCCAUGCUCGCGAGCGGCCGCGCCACGCUCGCGAGCGGCCGCGCUGCGAAUGCGCGUGCUCGGAGCUCGCGCCCGCGCCGCGGCCCGCGACCUUGACGACCUUCCUCGAAACGAUCAUAAAGAAAGGAGCGAACUUCGUCUUAAGUGCCAAUUUUGCCUUCUGGAUAGUGAGGACGUUGUUUGUACCUAUUUUACAGUUUAGGUAUUUCCUAGUGCGUAAGUGGUCCGUCUGAUGGAUAUGUGAUGUUUUUUUUAUUUAGCGCUGACGGCUUGCGGUGAUCUUGUGCGUGCGUCCUCGACUCUGCGUGAAAUUUUGACUUUUUAACCGUUUACCUCUUUUUUGGACGUCUUCGAUGGUACGAUUUCUCUUUCUAUAUCAUGCUUGGGAUCAAAUACGAGUAAGUUAGGAUACUUCGUCGACGUGGUCGCUACGUUUUAGUUUAGUUCGUCCGGUUCGAUAGACCGCCGCCGCUCGGCGUAGCUCCGAUGCUUGCUUAUCUGUGCGCUGUAACAUAACUCGAUAGACUUGUAACAUAAUCACGGAUUCUAAACAAAUUCGACUGGUAAUAAGGUAGGUGUCCAGUUAAGCGAAUUUGUAAAUAUUUUUUAUAAACAGGACGACGCUUGAAUCAUUGAUUAGAUAACUACGAUUGUGAAUAAUUGUAAUGUAUAUAAUUAUUGUAUAACUAUGAUAUAAAAAGUAAAAUCAGGUGAAAUAUAGCACUUAAGGUGAGUAAGAUCGCGCACUGUCAUAUUAUUCGGCGUUACACUAUUUUGUAUUAUGUGAUGAAAAACAAAAUGCCAUAUAAUUUAUCUUAUUCUGAACCGUCUCUACGCAUCUGUUAUUAUAAGUUACCGAUUGUAACUAUGAGAUUAAAAUUUAGAUAUAAAUAAUAAUAAAUGUUGUAUGGAAUAUUAAAACACAUAAGGUAUUUUGAUCACAUUAUGAAAUAGAAAAUAGUGUAAACAGACUACUCGUAAGGUCUGUACACAGUAAUAUAUUGUAUGUAUAAUAAUAUGCCUAUGUUAGGAGCCGUGUGUACACAUCUUUAUGUACUGCAGUGAUUAUUAAUUAUAUAUUUUUCAUUAUUGCAUUCGUGACAAUAAGAAGUCAAUCGCGUGAGUGUCAUAUGAGUUACUAAUGUAAUUUAAAUAAUUAUUUUAUUAAACGGGUGAACAAUAUCAGAUCGACUUGGCAUCUAAUUGUAUUAACUAAUGCUAUCGUAUAGAAGGAGUAGACGUCGUACUGUUCACCGCACAUCAGAAUAUAAUUUUUAGUUGCAAAAUCGCUUCUAUUACAGCUUCUUAAAGUUUACAUUGAUGUGUCGUCA
Messenger RNA from Ostrinia furnacalis (Asian corn borer), 2406 nucleotides. It is a transcript of the gene hzg, whose product is annotated as CTD small phosphatase herzog. Lineage: Eukaryota; Metazoa; Arthropoda; Insecta; Lepidoptera; Crambidae. Gene Ontology annotation, molecular function: RNA polymerase II CTD heptapeptide repeat phosphatase activity. The record is from RefSeq and is a predicted model, not a curated record. Bases 136 to 1017 code for a protein of 293 amino acids. The transcript has 6 exons.